Molecule: messenger RNA, 8472 nt
Organism: Oncorhynchus nerka (sockeye salmon)
Lineage: Eukaryota; Metazoa; Chordata; Actinopteri; Salmoniformes; Salmonidae
Product: trinucleotide repeat-containing gene 18 protein-like
Molecular function (GO): chromatin binding
Source: RefSeq, a predicted model, not a curated record
AUGGGUGAUGCCUUCCCAGCAGCCUCCAGUCCCUUCCUGCCUGGCUAUUCCGGCCCCUCCCCCCUAACCUCUGACCCAGCCUACAGAUCACCCAAUCAGAUGGCUCAGCUCUGGGCCGCCCACGAAGGCUACGCCCCUCUCCCAGGCGGUCUGUACCCCAGCCCCUACCACCUCCCCCUGGGUAACCUGGAGCCUCCUCCCCCCUCGCUGGGCUUGGCUCAGCACCACCACCUCUACAACGCACCACACCAAGAGAGGUUCUUCCUGCCGGUGUCGUUACCCCAGCCGCCUCUCCAACCCUCCUCCGUCCCCCAGGACCGAGACAUACUCUACCGCGAGGAGAGGGAGAGAGAGGAGCCUCAGGAGGGGGGCAGAGAGCGAGACAGACUCUACCGCGAGGAGAGGGAGAGAGAGGAGCCUCAGGAGGGGGGCAGGGACCGAGACAGACUCUACCACGAGGAGAGAGAGGAGCCUCAGGAGGGGGGCAGAGAGAUACCCUACCGCGAGGAGAGAGAGAGAGGCGAGAGGGAGCGGUCGAGAGAGGAGCCUCGUCCAUACAGUGUGGUAGAUCUGACACAGGAUGGGAGGAGUGGAGAGAGAGAACGCCACAGAGAACGAGAGACGGAGCGUGACAGAGACCGAGAGAGAGAAAGAGAGGUUCUCCCCUCUGCUUCUCGACCCCCCCAGGGCUCCUCCUCUUCUGGGCGUUACCCAGAGACUGAUGACACACCCACUCGUUCCCCCAACCCUAACCCCAGCCCCCACACACACACAGACAGGCUGAGGAAGACUGAAUCUACCUACAGCGGUGGACUCCUCCCUGGCCCCGCCUACCCUGCACACCGGGAGCCUAUCAGGGAACAGCGCGUGAGCGCGCCCACUUACGUGCCUUCUGUGGAGGUCUAUGAUGAGCAGAUCGGCCCGAUCCAGAUCGCAUCGCAGGCCAGGGACAAACAGGACAAACUGAGAGAGAAGAGAGAGAGAGGGAGAGAGAGAGAGAGGGAGAGAGAGAGGGAAAGAGAGAGGAAAGAGAAGGGAGAGAGAGAGAGGUUUCCUGAAAAGACACUAUCGGACCGUCGCGCUUCUCUUCCUGGUGAUUUGUCCAAUCAGAGAGAGGAGGAGGGCUCCGUGAUCUGUUCCAACGGUUCGGCGCUGAAACGAGACGGUUACGUCAGCCAAUCAGGGUUCAGCCCGGACCCCAGGGACACGCCAAAACAUGCCAUCCGAUUGGGCUUGGAGCGGGUGGGGGAAGGGCCUAAAUGGAACCCCAUCAGCCCAUUGGCCAACUACGCCACCAGUCAUAUGGCAGCUCUGGCCUCCCAGCACGGACACACACACUCCGCACAGCAGGCACGCACACACACUCAGCCCUCACACAACAACCAGCCGGAACUCAACAGACCCCCUUCCAACCCCCACACACCCCAACACAGACACACACACACUCAACCCUCACACCAUAACCAACAGGAACUCAACAGACCCCCUUCCAACCCCCACACACCCCAACACAGACACACACACACUCAACCCUCACACCAUAACCAACAGGAACUCAACAGACCCUUAUCCAACCCCCACACACUCCAACACAGACACACACAUUCCCCCCACCCUCCGCCCCAACCCCAGAGGGGAGAGGAGGGACAGGGGCGCUACUUGGACACCUCAGCCCUGUACCGCCCAGUGGGGGGAAGGAGAGGCAGCGGGGGAGGAGGAGGGGGGUGUGAGGGGGGAGCAGACGGAGGAGAGGUGUCGGCCAUGCAGAGUCUGAUAAAAUACAGCGGGGCCUUCCCACCUGAACGCCAGGGGACCUCCAGGCAGAACACGGACAACCAAGCCGCGUUCGGAGGGCUGGCGUUCAUGAGGCUGGAGGGAGGAAGAGGAGGAGGAGCGGGGGGGAGGCUGAUGAAGAGAGAGCAGGAGCGUCCCGACAGCUCUCGGUCGUUGGGACGCGGCGGGGGGGCCGGCGAGGGUGGGGGAGUGGUCCGUCACCCUCCUGUUGGGAUAGCAGUGGCAGUGGCCAGACAGAGCAAUACAGACUCCCAGAGACCUCUACUACUGCACGCAGGGGUUAAAGACGAGGAGCGGGGGGACGAGCGAGCCCGUCACCGUGGUGACAGACUGGGGUGCCUGGAGCGUGAGCAGGAGAAGUUGCUCAGAGAGAGUAAGGAGCUGGCAGAGUUUACCCAGAUGCACCCCCCCUUGGUGUCCAGCGCCCUGACCUCUAACCUCAUGACCUCCAACCUCAUGGUGACUGGAGGCUCCGCCCGCUGGCCCCACGACCCCUCCCCCCUGACCUCUCACCCCUGGAUGCCCCGCCAAGGAGCACCGCCCAUCUGGCUGUCGGGAUCCCCCUACGGUUUAGGCCCCUCUCCGCUGCACCAGGCCCUCCCUCCCUACCAGCUGGCCAGAGACCCCCAGUCAGGACAGCUGAUGGUUAUAGCCACAGAACACAUCCCACGCUACGGAGGAGAUGUGUUGGAUGGGGGUGGCGCCCCCCAGUGGCCAGGGGUGUAUGGAGCAGGCAGUUCUCUGCAACAUGCCGCUCAGCUGCAGAUGUUGUCACAGCAACAGAUGCUGAGGCAACACGAGCUGGUGAUGAUUCAACAACAUGCUGCUCAGGUCCUGGAGCUGCAGAGGAACGCUCAACUGAUGGAGCGUCUGAAGGCCAGUGAACAGAGGGCAGAGCUAGAAGAGAAGACCAAUAAGAGGAGUUCCGAGCCCAAACCCCGCCCCUCGCCACGCCCCACUUCCUCCCCCUCCCUCCACUGCCAUAAAACUCCCCUCCGUUCACCUCCCCCCUCCACCUCCUCCCUCACCCCCCUGUCCUCCCCCAGGCCCACUCUCCAACACCCGGAGGUCCAGAGAGAGAGGUCUCACCCUUCCUCUCCCCUUCCUCGCCCUCCCGCCCCACACUCUGCCUCCCCCCUGAGACCCAAGCAGGACGCUGACGAGGGAGAGGAGGAGGGGGGAGAGAGGGGGGAGAAACAGACCACCGCCCCCUAUCACCGAAUCUACACAGAUAUCACCCCUGGUUACCGUUACCAGUCCAUCACCCCGCCGUUCAGCGCCCCUAUUCCCCCCCCCCCUCCCCAUCCAGCAGGGGUAACAAACACCCUCGGUCUCCUCCCUGCCGCCACUCCUCCGGGCCACAGCUCCAGACGUGAAGCCUCGGGGCCUGAACUCCGGCCAGACCAGGGGACCACGCUGAAGCAUGACCCCGACCAGGAGCCACCCCAGCUGCCACAAGAACAACAGACCGAGGAGGAAGAGGAGGAGGCAGGAGCAGUCAAGAUGGAGGUGUUGAACCACGGCUGCCGAGGAGCCUAUCAGCUUCCACCGUCCGUCCCGAAGGUGGAGACUAAACCAGAGGUCACAGAGAAGUCUAGUCCCACCCAUUACCCAUCAUGCAUCACGAACAUCGUCCCUGAUGACUCCAUGGCUGGUCUGAUGACGCUGUUGGCUGCCAGUCAGAUGCCCCAGGCUGCCCCCCUGCCCUACCCACCCUGCCCCAGACAGAGGCCUCCUCGCUGGGGAGAGACGUGGCCAGUCCUGGGUGUCUGGAGGUCUGGGCUCUGUGAGGUGUUGUGUGGUCUUGACAGCCUGUUAGAGGCAGGUAGAAAGGUGUUGCUGGAGGCCAUUGAGAGCCAGUCUCACAUCAACCUCCCCAGACAACUACACCCCAGCAAGACCUACAGCUGGAGGAUGAGGACAGACCCACAGGAGCAGCUCUUCAGUACGCUGUGUGUGGAGGUGUGUGAUGGAGGGGAGUCUCAGCAUCGGAUGAGAUUAGCGGAGCUACAGAGGCAGUACAAGGACAAACAGAGACAACUACAGAGACAACUGGACCGGCUGCAGAGACGCUCUGACACCCAAGAGGUUCAGCAGCAGGAGGAGGAGAGGCGGAGUCUAACCAGACGUGGGCGGGGCCGACCUAGGAAGAGGAAACGUGUAGCGACGCCCCCUGGCAAGAUGGAGUCCCGGACAGGGAAGGAUGGAGGGGUGAUCCCCUCGUCUGGAGGGAAACAGAAGGUUAGAGGUCAGAGGAAGACUGUUUCUCCUCCUCUUCCUCACUCCUCCUCUCAACGCUCCAGCUACGACUACAACUCUGACUCUGAAGAGGAUGUCCCCCGGGGGGGCUGUCAACCCUUCUCAGGGUUGCGACCCCACACAACCCCGCCCAGGAAGAGACCGUCCCCCUCCUCGUCCAAUCAGGCGGCUCGGGAGAGGAAACAGAAGCACUUAUCCCUCCUGCUGCAGGAGGCGGGGCUUAGCUCCUCCGACGACUCCUUCGAUCAAGAGUCCUCCACUGAGGAGGACGAUGAUGAGGAAGAGUCGUCGUGCUCCGAGGGGAGUGAGCUGGAGGAGAGUGGGUUGGGCCUGCUGGCCAGGUUCGCAGCCAGCGCCCUCCCGGUUAACCCCGUCCCCCUGCCCCGUCUCCACGACAACAAACACCGUAGCAGGCAAAGCAUUCUGGGUUCUGGUUCUGACCCGUGUCUGAGGAAGUUCCCCUCUCUGCUCCACGGGAAACGCUCCGCUCCCGAACUCCCCCUGUUACCCCCGGCAACGCGCCACGGCGACCACACUAGCAACGAGACCUCGCCGGUCAAACGCAAACCUCGCCCAUCUCCUCGGUCGCCCCGGAGAUUCACCUUUGACCCCGCCGGGGGACUAGGGGGAGGGGCUAGCGAGGAGGAGGGAUGGACACGCAGACGCAGCGAGAGGAUUUUCCUUCAUGAUGCCUCCACCAAUCAGAUCUCUCCCUCCAGCAAAGACCCUCCAAUCAGCACUAAACCCGCCCCCAGACCUAAAACCACACCCAGGGACGGGAAAGACUGGAAGAAGAAGAGGCUGAAGGACUCUCCCCUGACCCCGCCCUCUCUGUCUAGUCCAAUCACAGAGAGCCCGGUAGCCCCUCCCCUCAGCCCUGCACGCAAGAGCCAAUCAAAAGCCAAGGCUAAACCCCGAGAGGCUCGUGGAGCGAUCAGUAGGCUGAUGAAGAGUAUGGAGGCUGAUGAAGACUUCGAACCCAGUCAGGACAGCAGCUUCUCUGAAGACGAUGGACCUCCUCCGUCACACAGCAGUCUGGCUGAGAGGACCCUGUCGUCUGCUCCGGUCCAGUGUGUGUUAGAUAAAGACUCUCUUCAGGAUGGUCUGAGGGUUCUGAUCCCCAUGGAUGAUCAGCUGCUGUAUGCUGGACACGUCAACACGGUACACUCCCCGGACAUUUACAGUGUGGUGGUGGAGGGGGAGAGAGGGAACAGACCUCAUAUCUACAGUCUGGAACAACUCCUGCAGGAGGCUAUUGUGGAUGUGAUGCCCUCGUCAGUCUGGUAUCUUCCUGAAGGCUGUCGUGUUGCUGCAUACUGGAGCCAGCAGUACCACUGUCUCUACCCCGGCACCGUAGUCAACGGAAGUUCAGACGGUGAUGACAGUGAUGACCUCGUCACGGUGGAGUUUGAUGACGGUGACACGGGUCGCAUCCCCCUCUCCCACAUCAGACUGCUGCCCCCUGACUACAAGAUACAGUGUGCUGAGCCCUCCCCCGCGCUGCUAGUGGCCAGCUGCUCCAGGAGGCGUGUCAGGAAGUGCAGCAAGGACACCAGUGAGACGAGGCCUAAAGCGGGGGACUCCGCCCCCAAGGGCAGAGGGAGACCUGCCAAGAAACCCAAACCUGAGCCCCCAGUGAGCCCAGACCCCCGGGAGACGAUACCCCCCCCGGGACCCAGCCAGGCUCCAGACAGACCUCAGCUCCCCACCAGACCAGCCCAGGACAGGCCCUCCUCCUCCCAGAGACCUGCUCAGGAAAGACCCCUGUCUGCCCCCAGGCCGGGACCAGGCCGACCCUCCAAGCCCACCAGCACCCCCAGCCUGCCUGCCCCCCCACGCAGCCAGAACCCUAGGAGACCCAGCCCAGCCUCUCCCAAGCCCCCCUCCCUCUACCACCCAGCCCCUUACGGGAAGAUACUAAGGGUGGACCUGUACAGCCAACCCAACCUCACCUCUUGUAACGUCAGCACCCAACCUAACCCUAAAACCAACCCUAAGUCUAAACUCUCCCCUCCACUACUUAAACCCAACUCUACUUCCCCUAUCAUCAGACCCAAGCCUCUUCUACCUAACCCUAAAACUAACCUUACCUCCGUACCAAAAUCCAAACCUAGACCUAACUCUACAGCAGAACUCCCAGAAGUCCCUGCAGCUAACUUUAGUCCUGAUCACAACAAACCCAGAACCGCUCCCAAAGCAAUCUCCAGACCCAAACAGAACCAUAACAAACCCAGGCUCACCCUGGAUCCUUCUACCAGGCCCAGAACCAGCCCUGGGUCUAGCUCCAGCACCUCUAAACCUAGAACCAGCCCUGGGCCCAGCUCCAGCACCUCUAAACCCAGAACCAGCCCUGGGCCCAGCUCCAGUACCUCCAAACCCAGAACCAGCCCUGGGUCCAGCUCUAGUACUUCUAAACCCAGCCCCGGGCCCAGCUCCAGUACCUCUAAACCCAGAACCAGCCCGGGGCCCAGCUCCAGUACCUCUAAACCCAGACCCAGCUCAGACCUCUCUGCUGUCAGAUCCAGACCGGACCCUAGCACCUUUAUUCCUGGUAUCUCCAGACCCAGGCAUGUCCCGGGGGAGGACGGGGUGGGAGGGCAGGGCGGGGUGCGACAUGGGCGUAAGGCCCUGCUAGAGGAACCCCUAGUAAAGCUGGACCACGAGGGCGUGACCUCACCCAAGACCAAGAAGACCAAGGCUCUGAUGCUGCUGGAGGCCAGGAGCUUACGGCAAGAACACACACCCCUCGCCACGGCCGCAGCCAGCCAGAAGCCGGCGAGGGUAAAGGGGAGGGCUCCGGAGAGCGAGGCGGGGCUGCUGGAGGCCAAGGGCUUACGGCAAGAACACACACCCCUCGCCACGGCCGCAGCCAGCCAGAAGCCGGCGAGGGUAAAGGGGAGGGCUCCGGAGAGCGAGGCGGGGCUGCUGGAGGCCAAGGGCUUACGGCAAGAACACACACCCCUCGCCACGGCCGCAGCCAGCCAGAAGCCGGCGAGGGUAAAGGGGAGGGCUCCGGAGAGCGAGGCGGGGCUGCUGGAGGCCAAGGGCUUACGGCAAGAACACACACCCCUCGCCACGGCCGCAGCCAGCCAGAAGCCGGCGAGGGUAAAGGGGAGGGCUCCGGAGAGCGAGGCGGGGCUGCUGGGGAGAGAACCCGCCUACAGAACGCCUUCUCUGGGCAGAGAAAGAGACCGGGGUGGAGGGGGGGACAGAGAACCAAAGAGAGAGGAGAGAACAAAACAAGGGGAAGAGAAGAGAGGGGAGGAGACAGGGGGGUCUCACGGCAGCAGUAGUUCAGGAUCUGAGGAAGAGGAGGAGACGAAGAAGAAAACGAAGUGUAGCUCCAGCUGCUCCCACCCCUCCUCCCCAACCUCCUCCUCCUCAUCCUCCUCUAGCACCUCCUCUUCCUCUUCCUCCUCCACUGACGAGGAGUCCUCUUGUAGUUCUGACGAGGAGACCGCCCCCCCUGCACCUCUCCCCGUCUCCCCCCCUCCAACUACCCCACAGGAGGAGGUGGAGGAAGAGAAGGAGGAAGAGGAAGAAAUUAAGAAGUUGAAAAAGGCGGAAGAGGAAGAGGAGGAAGAAGUAUUAGAAGAAGAUCAAUCUCCCUCCUCUCCUCCCUCGUCUAUCUCCCCAUCCACCAAGCCAGCCAGGCCCCGGGGUCGUCCAGCCCGGCAGAAGUCCCAGGGAGGUGUGGGGUCGGUGGGCAGGCCACGGCGCAGGGAGGGGGCUCACCUCCCCACCACCAAGGAGCUGGCUAAGAGACGGCGAUUACCGAGCGUAGAGAACAGACCCAAGAUCUCUGCCUUCCUGCCUGCCAGACAGCUCUGGAAGUGGUUCGGUAAUCCCACACAGAGGCGUGGUAUGAAAGGGAAGGCUAAGAAGCUGUUCUACAAGGCCAUCGUGCGGGGGAGAGAGAUGAUUGGUAUCGGGGACUGCGCCGUGUUCCUUUCGGCCGGCCGACCCAACCUGCCCUUCAUAGGGAAGAUCCAGAGCAUGUGGGAGAGCUGGGGUUCCAACAUGGUGGUCAGAGUCAACUGGUUUUAUCACCCGGAGGAGACCAACCCUGGCAAGAAACUACACGACAAGAAGAACUGGGAUCAGAUGUCUGGUCAGUCUCUUCCUUCAUCUCUGCUCUCCUCUAAUCAGAGGAAAGACUUCAUGGAGGUGAGACCCUACCACACCCUACCACACACACCCUACCACACCCUACCACACACACCCUACCACACCCUACCACACACACCCUACCACCCACACCCUACCACACACACCCUACCACACACACCCUACCACACCACACACACACCCUACCACGCUGACCGUCUUUCAAAGAUAAUUCUGGCUGAAAAUGCCAAAUAUACUUCACAGAUCUUCAUUGCUGAGGGUCCCUGCUCCCAUCUGGUGAACGUGCCUUAG